Molecule: messenger RNA, 3582 nt
Organism: Helianthus annuus (common sunflower)
Lineage: Eukaryota; Viridiplantae; Streptophyta; Magnoliopsida; Asterales; Asteraceae
Product: protein SCAR3
Exons: 9
Coding region: 305-3280 (991 amino acids)
Biological process (GO): positive regulation of Arp2/3 complex-mediated actin nucleation; actin cytoskeleton organization
Cellular component (GO): cytoskeleton
Molecular function (GO): protein kinase A regulatory subunit binding; Arp2/3 complex binding
Source: RefSeq, a predicted model, not a curated record
GAGUUGGCAACGUCACCGUCGUCGUCUCCGUUUGGUCUUAUUUUCAUUUCAAUUCCAUUCACCUGAGCUUUCACUCCAAUAGCAGUUAAGCUGCUUCCAUCCACUCACCUACUCUCUCUCUCUCUCUCUCUCUCUCUCUCUCUACAAAUUCCUCAUUAAUUUUUCUCUCUCACACACUUACACACUCUAACACACACACUCUCCCUCUCUCUCUCAUCACAUUUAUGGUUGCAGUUACCGGAAUCUGCACCGGAUAGCCAGAAUCUAUCUCUUUCAGAGUUCGAUAUUUUUAGAGAGAGAAACGAUGCCGUUGGUGAGAGUGGAGGUGAGAAACGAGUACGGCUUAGGUAUGCCGGAGCUGUACACGGAGACAAAUAGAGAAGAUCCGAAGGCGGUGCUUGACGGCGUCGCCGUCGCCGGACUCGUCGGACUCCUCCGUCAGUUAGGCGAUCUGGCUGAAUUUGCUGCAGAAGUUUUUCAUGGAUUACAAGAACAAGUGCUAAUUACAUCUUCUAGAAGUCAUAAAUUGAUAGAACGAGUACACACCGUUGAAGCUAAACUUCCACCAUUAGAGAAGGCUAUUUUGGCACAAAGGAGUCACUUACAUUUCGCUUACACAGCUGGUUCUCACUGGCAUACUCGACUUAAAACCGAACAAAAUCAUUUCAUUUAUAGUGACUUGCCACAUUGCGUUAUGGAGCCGUAUGAAGACUGCCAUGAUCCUCCGCGUUUGUUCAAGCUUGACAAAUUUGAUACUGGGGGCCCGGGAUCUUGCUUUAAAAGAUAUUCAGAUCCAACUUAUUUCAAAAGAUCUUCGGCUGGACCUUAUGAAGCACAUCUUCAAACUGUCCCGAGAGAAAGAAAAGCUCGAAGAAACAAGAAAAAGAAAUCUUCAUCGAGGUAUAGAGACGUGACACGUGGCGCUCCAGUAAUCAUGCAUAGUGAACGAACGGAGUAUGGCUCUGCGAACUUAGAAGAGACCCCUUCUCAAGACAUUUCCACAUUCCAUGUUCCGGAAAAAACCGUAAUUGAACCCGAAAUUAACCAUUUGACUUCUUUUGACUCGAAGAAUGGGUCUGGUUACAUAGAGUGUAUCUUCCGUCCAAGCUGCUCAACACAAUCUGAAGACAACAAUGCUAAAGAACCGUCUUCUGAUUCAAAUGUGCAACAUAAUGCUUAUCUUGAUUUGGCUUCGUUUGAUGAAAAUUUUCACAACAGUCAUCUAGCAGAGGAUAGUGGGUCAAACUCAAAGUCAGCUUACAUUACCUGGGAUGAAAAGUUAGAAAUUAUAGAUUCUGCAGGCCAGCCGAAUGAAUCUAUAGAGAUACCUUGUACUACAAGUGAGAAGAUUGAUAAGGAAGAUCUGAACUCCAGAGUUGUUGAUCAUUUUGAUUUUGACUUUGAAGAUGAACAAGCGCGUCCAACACCAGCUGUCGUUAUCCGGGGCCAGCAUGAUGAGAUUGAAAGUGAAACUGAUUAUUACAUGGAUGCGCUUAACACCAUUGAAUCAGAAUCUGAAAAUGAUCUAGAUUGCCACACAAAGAGAGAACUGAAGCAAUCCUCAAAUGUGAACGACAAUAAAGAAAGUCACAUAGAUGACAAUUCAAUGAAUUUUGAGUUUCAUGUUCCUGAAAAAACUUACUUGAGCCCUAUGUCAAUAUCCCAUGAAUCACAUGUGGAAGGUGAAGAACGUUCAUGCAAUAUUCCUCAUAAAUUCAAAUCUGAAGAAGUUGAAAGAGUCGUUACAAGCGCAGAGAACAAGAAUGUUGCCAGCUCUAACAAACCAAACUUACAGCCACUUGUGAAUGAACCUAUAAGACCUCAUGAGUCUCCAAUGCCAUCCUGGUCAACUUCCGGUGGUCAAACUUCAAUCAACAAUCCAGUUAUGUUUUGGACGAAUGGUGGACUGUUGGGAUUAGAACCUUCGAAACCUCCAGAUUUUGGUUUGCCAACUGCUGUUGGUUCAGAGCCUGUGGAAGAAUCCAAAACCGAUUCGACACAACGUUCACGUCAAGAAAACACCAACAAUGGUAUCAAACCUGAAUCAUUUGCUCAACUUCCUGGUGAUAACGAUUCCAGCACAAUGACACCUGGAACUGACGGGGCAGACGAUCCUAUCAAUUCAUCUCGGAUAUUUGAAUUCAGCAAUAGAUUAUUAGUCAAUGGUUUCAGGAAACAAAUAUCACUUGUUGGGAAUGAAAGGCUUGCCAGCUCAGUGAAAACCGAUGUGCCUGAGAAUACAAGUAUACGUAAAGGGUAUCAAACCGUUACCGGGAUACCUUUCAAAGAACAAUUUGGGAAUGGAAACCCGUUCAUCUCACCUUCUUCACCGCCCCUUGAACACAUGAGGAUAUCAUUCCAGCCUAUUGAUGGAUUCCAGAGUUCUAAACUGAAAUUGGCGUUCCCAGAUGGGAAUAAUAACAAUGACGAUAAAAGUAACGAACACAUGUUUCCUUCAUUUCAGUUGGUUCCCGAGCCUGCAGGUUCUUUACACGAGUUUGAUUCAGAUUCUGAUGAUGAUGACACGUUCUGUAGAUCAUCUCCGUAUGCAUCCGAUGACGCCCAUAGUCAUGCUUCGGAAUCAAAUUCCGAGCAGUGGGAUUCUAGUGAGUCUCCGAGAAUCAAGGAUCAAGAAUUAGAUGAUGCUUUUGGCAGGAUCUCAAUCAUCUCAUCUGCGGAAUCAAUUUCAAGCGCUCGUGUGAAUGGAAUCGGAUUUCAAUCUUCUCCGCAUGGUCUUUUAUUUGAUAUUCCAAAUCUUGAUUCUAUGAAAGCUUCAGAAAACCAGGUAACCAAUAACGUCAAGGAGCCCACACCACCUCCACCGCCUCUGCCGCCAAAGGAAUGGCGGGGUAUUAAACCAAAUCCCGAUGUGACGGUGGCGAAAGAAGGUGAUCUCUCGGAGACGUUUACUUAUGCGUUGAACCUGACACCUACACAGCCUACGCCCCCUCAGCAACCGAAGCCAGCUCCAAGAAAACAGGAUAAUGCUGUUGAAACCGACAGCAAUAUGAUUAAGCACAAGCAGCCAGAUUGGCAGAAUCUACGUGCUCAAAAUGGAUCUAUUCACACUAUGAGUCGGAAAGUGGGAGACGAAAAGGAAGAUUUUCUACAGCAGAUUAGAACAAAAUCACGCAAUCUAAGACGAGUUUCAACAGCUCCGGUAACUACCACGCAAGCUGGCCCUACCAGCAUUAAUGUCACUGCAAUAAUUGAGAAGGCAACCGCAAUCCGACAGGCUGUAGGAAGUGAUGAUGGAGAAGAUAACUGGAGUGACACUUGAGUUUCAGCUGACAUGAUUGCAUACAAGCCCAACUUCAGGUGAACUUGCAGUUCCACAGUUACCUACAUGUUAAUACUGUCAUUCCCUUGUAAUUAGUUUAUAAUGUUGUUUUUUUUAUUUUAAUUUUUUGAUCAAUAAUCUUACAUUGAUAGCCAUAAAUCGGUUAAUGUUAUCAAAUAUUAAACCGUCGAAGUGGUUAGCACCCUCGAAACAAACCCAACUUCUUUGUUAGAUACCUUUGUUCCUUUUAAAAAGAGUUUGCUCUUGUUGCUAGAGAUGGCAAGAGCGAGUUGGACAUGUAA